AUGGAACCUGCGCAGCAACCACAGCUUGGAAGCAGAGAAACGCCGGCCCCGAUGAUCGGCAAGGGGGAGCGGCCGAGCAACUCGGGCCAGGCAGCCCCCGGCAUCGAGAACGGCAAUGGCAUAGGAGGACCCAGCCCGUUGGACGGGGGCAAAGGAACAGCCGCCGUCGCCGGAGCCGCGAGAACAGGGGUAGUAGUCGGCGGCCACCAUCGGCGAAGGAAACGAGGGGCCGCGGCCACCGGCUGCGGUGCUUCGUUGGCGCUAGCGGCCAACGGGACUCAAGCGGCGGCGGCGGCGGCUAUUCCCAGCAGCGGCGCCAACUCCCUCCUGUUGCGGAGAGGCAGACUGAAGAGGAAUCUCUCGGCGGCUUCUUCCCCCGCCGCUCCGAUCGCCGCUGCCACCGCGCUGGGGACCCGCAGCUUAGAUCGGAAGACCCUGCUUUUGCUGCCCAAGCCGCCCCGGCAGCUUCAGCCUCUCCAAGCCCCAGAGCGAGACUGGGUGCGGCGGGACCUACAGCGAGGAUGCGUCCAUGUCUACUAUUACUAUCACCAGCAGCAGCAGCAACAACAGCGGGGUAGCGGCGGCGGCGGCGGCUGCUCUCUGCUCCCCGUGCUUUGCAACCUGGAGACCACGGCUGCUGAAGUGGCGCUUCGGUUGCUGCAACUCGGACACCGGGGAGGAGGGAGUAGUAGCGCUGUCCGGGUUUGGGGGAAGGCGGCGGCCGCCAUGGCCGAGGCUCCGCUGCCCCCUAAAGAAGAGGAGGCGGCGGCAGAUGAUUUGCUUCUACAACCAUCGGCUUCUCUCGGCGGGAAAGAAGAGGCGCUGCCCGAGCCCGUGGAGGCUCCGACUUCUCCAGCGGGAAGUUUAACCCCGAUCCAAGUCGGGAGAAGGCCCCGAAGCCGUCGAGGGGCCCCCAACGGCUUGGGAGCUGGAGAGGCGGCGGUUGUCCGGCCCAGGCGCCUGGCUCUCAGUGGAGGAGAGAGCGGCCGGGCGAGUGGGCAGCCCAGCCUUUCCCCCUCCGACGGCAGCCCCGGACGGGCCUUUCCGCCGCCCCGCACCGAACUCUACCUGUCCGGCCCUCCGCUCUCUUGCCCGUCCCUCUUGGGAGGGUCGGAUACCGAGAGCUUCAGCCCCAGCGCCGAGAGCGCCUCCGACCGCCUGGAUCCUUAUAGCGGGGGCGGGGGCUCUUCGUCGUCUUCGGAAGAAUCGGAAGCGGAUCUGGCGCCUCCAGCCGCGGCGAAGGAAGAAGGAGCGGGAUCGGGGCCUGGAAGGAGCCAGCCACGCCGGCCGGGCGACCCGCUUUCGGUGCACAGUCCGGAAUCCCGACUAGGGAGAGCUUCGGGGGACUCCCCGGGCAAGGGGAAGGCUUUGCGGAGAAGUUCCUCUCCUGCUGGGGAAGCCGCCUCUCCGCAGCAGCCUCCGGCCUUGUAUGUCCAGCUCCACGGGGAGACCGCCCGCCGGCUGGAAUCGCACGAGAAGCCCCUGCAGAUUCAAAACGACUACCUCUCGCAGCUGGGCUUCCGGGACCUGUGGCGGGUGCAGGAGGAGGGCAUGGACUCGGAGACCGGCUGCCUCAUCCGUUUCUAUGCAGGAAAGCCCAACAGCACUGGCAACUCUGAACGGAUUCAGCUCUCAGGAAUGUACAAUGUUAGAAAAGGGAAAAUGCAUUUGCCGGUCAACAGAUGGACAAGACGCCAAGUUAUCCUUUGCGGGACGUGCCUAAUAGUAUCAUCGGUGAAAGAAAGCCAGACUGGAAAAAUGCACGUGCUCCCCUUAAUUGGUGGAAAGGUUGAAGAAGUUAAAAAGCACCAGCACUGUUUAGCAUUUAGCUCAUCUGGACCUCAAAGUCAGAGUUACUACAUCUGCUUUGACACUUUUACUGAGUACUUGCGGUGGCUUCGGCAAGCUUCAAAGAUUGCAUCCCAGCGAAUAAGCUCAGUGGACCUCUCAUGUUGCAGCCUGGAGGAUAUGCCUGUCAAUCUUUUUUAUAGCCAGGACCUCACUCAUCUCAAUUUGAAGCAAAAUUUCCUAAGGCUGAACCCUAGCUCAUCAAUGGUCAGAGGACUUGACGAUCUACAAAGGUUCAGUAAGCUGAGGAGCUUAAACCUUUCCAACAAUCAUUUAGGAGAUUUCCCUUUGGCGGUGUGCAGCAUUCCAACCUUAACCGAGCUCAAUUUGUCCUGCAAUGCACUCAGAAGUAUACCAGCAGCUGUUGGAGAUAUGAACAAUUUACAGACCUUCUUGUUGGAUGGGAACUUCCUCCAGAGCCUUCCAGCUGAGUUGGAAAGGAUGCAUCAGCUUAGUUAUUUAGGCCUCUCUUUCAAUGAAUUCGGUGACAUUCCUGACGUCCUGGAGAAACUUACUGCCAUGGACAAACUCUGCAUGUCUGGAAAUUGUAUGGAGACACUAAGUUUGCCAAUACUAAGGAAAAUGCCACACAUAAAACAUAUAGAUUUAAGGUUAAAUGUGAUUAGAAAGUUGAUGGGCGAUGAGAGUGACUUCCUACAUCAUGUGACCCAGCUCGAUCUUCGGGAUAAUAAGCUAGGAGAGUUAGAUGCAACCAUCUUCAAUAAUGUUGAAAUACUACACUGUGAAAGAAACCAGCUGGUAACCCUCAAAAUCAGUGGAUACUUACUUAAAGCUCUUUAUGCCACUUCAAAUGAACUUGUUCACCUUGAUGUGUAUCCAGUUCCAAAUUAUCUAACUUAUUUGGAUGUUUCUAGAAAUCACUUGGAGAGCCUUCCAGAAUGGGUUUGUGAUAGCCGAAAGUUAGAAGUACUGGAUCUGGGCCACAAUCACAUACGUGAACUUCCCUCUAGGUUAUUUUGCAAUAUCAGCUUGCGAAAAUUACUUGCUGGACACAAUCAGUUGGAAAGACUACCAGAGAGGAUUGAACGAACUCAUGUGGAAGUCCUGGAUGUGCAACACAACCAACUUGUGGAGCUGCCAUCUAAUCUGCUGCUAAAAGCUGAUAGCUUAAGGUACUUGAAUGCUUCUGCCAACAAACUGGAAAUGUUACCUCCAGCCACUCUUUCAGAGGAGACCCAUAGUAUUUUACAAGAACUUUAUUUGACCAACAAUCACCUCACAGAUAAAAGUGUCCCCUUGUUAACCGGUCAUCCUCACCUAAAGAUACUACAUAUGGCCUAUAAUCGCUUGCAAAGCUUUCCCGCAAGUAAAAUGGCCAAACUUGAAGAGUUGGAAGAAAUCGACGUUAGUGGCAAUAAGCUGAAAUCCAUUCCAACAACGAUCAUGAAUUGUCACCGCAUGCAUACUGUGAUUGCCCACUCCAAUUGCAUCGAAGUCUUUCCAGAAGUCAUGCAACUUGGCGAGAUCAAGUGUGUGGAUCUGAGCUGUAACGAGUUGGCUGAAGUCACGUUGCCUGAAACCUUGCCUCCGAAGCUGCAGGAACUAGACCUGACUGGAAACCCCAGGCUAGUUCUGGAUCACAAAACCUUGGAGCUGCUGAAUAAUAUUCGUUGUUUCAAGAUUGACCAGCCUUCUGCCGGAGACGCCUCUGGAGCCCCAGCCGUGUGGAGCCAUGGUUACACGGAAGCAUCCGGAGUUAAGAACAAGCUAUGUGUGGCAGCUCUUUCCGCCAAUAACUUCUGUGAGAACAGGGAGGCCCUCUAUGGAGUCUUUGAUGGGGAUCGCAACGUGGAAAUACCCUACCUUCUACAAUGUACCAUGAGUGAUAUCUUGGCAGAAGAGCUGCAGAAAACCAAGAAUGAAGAGGAGUACAUGAUCAACACUUUCAUUGUAAUGCAGAGGAAGCUUGGGACUGCUGGGCAGAAACUUGGAGGCUCCGCUGUCCUUUGCCACAUCAAACAUGACCCAUUAGAUCCAGGUGGAUGCUUCACAUUAACCUCAGCAAAUGUGGGAAAGUGCCAAUCCGUUCUCUGCAGGAACGGGAAGCCUCUGCCUUUGUCUAGGUCUUACAUGAUGAGCUGCGAGGAAGAGCUAAGGAGGAUCAAGCAGCACAAGGCCAUUAUUACAGAAGAUGGCAAAGUGAAUGGUGUAACAGACUCAACAAGGAUUUUGGGAUAUACUUUCCUUCACCCAAGUGUUGUUCCACGCCCCCACGUGCAGUCCAUUACUUUGACUCCUCAGGACGAAUUCUUCAUUCUGGGCAGCAAAGGCCUGUGGGACAGUCUCUCCAUCGACGAAGCUGUGGAGGCUGUCAGGAACGUGCCGGAUGCCCUUGGAGCUGCCAAGAAACUUUGCACGUUGGCUCAGAGCUAUGGCUGCAACGAUAGCCUCAGUGCUGUGGUGGUUCAGCUCAAUGUAACUGAGGAUAGCUUCUGCUGCUGUGAGUUAAAUGGGGUCCCUCCCAGCCCGGGCAGCUUCCCCCAGUCCGUCAAUGUAAUAAUCAAAGAUAAGCCUUCUGAUGCUUUGGGGAUGCCUUCAUCAAGCAGUGGCAUGGCCUCUGAGAUCAGCAGCGAGAUCUCCACUUCUGAAAUGAGCAGCGAGGUUGGAUCCACGGCCUCUGAUGAGCCACCUCAGGUAACUAUGAACGAAAACAGCCCCGCUUACCCUAAUGAACAGCGCUGUAUGCUCCACCCAGUUUGCCUCUCCAACUCCUUCCAAAGGCAGCUGUCCAGCGCUACAUUUUCCAGCGCCUUUUCAGACAAUGGCCUUGACAGCGAUGACGAGGAGCCAAUCGAAGGGGUCUUUUCCAAUGGCAGCAGAGUUGAAGUGGAAGUGGACAUCCAUUGUGGUCGGUCCAAGGAGAAGCAGUUGCUGCUGCAGGCCCCGGUGGAAGUCAGCGACGAGGGCAUCGUCAUCGGGGCGAAUGAAGAAGACGCCUGCCUCCUUCGAAAGGCCGACUCUUCUGCCACUGGCACUAUUGGGCGCCGCCGCGGCAAUGGCUCAGUGGCUCCUCAGGAGAGGAGCCACAACCUAAUUGAAGUAGCAGCCGAUGCGCCACUCAGGAAGACGGGGGGCUAUUUUGCCGCUCCAGCUCAGCCAGAUCCAGAUGAUCAGUUCAUCAUCCCACCAGAGCUUGAGGAAGAGGUGAAGGAGAUAAUGAAGCAACAUCAUGAGCAGCAGCAACAGCAGCAGCAGUGA
Messenger RNA from Protobothrops mucrosquamatus (brown spotted pit viper), 5067 nucleotides. It is a transcript of the gene PHLPP1, whose product is annotated as PH domain and leucine rich repeat protein phosphatase 1. The record is from RefSeq and is a predicted model, not a curated record. Lineage: Eukaryota; Metazoa; Chordata; Lepidosauria; Squamata; Viperidae. The transcript has 18 exons. The coding region runs from base 1 to 5067 and encodes 1688 amino acids. Gene Ontology annotation, molecular function: protein binding.